Molecule: messenger RNA, 459 nt
Organism: Penicillium paradoxum
Lineage: Eukaryota; Fungi; Ascomycota; Eurotiomycetes; Eurotiales; Aspergillaceae
Exons: 1
Coding region: 1-459 (152 amino acids)
Source: RefSeq, a predicted model, not a curated record
AUGUCUACCACCACCACCUCCCUCAGCGCAACCACCACGGCCUGCGGCGGCGCCGUCUGGCAAAUCCCCACCACCGAUGCCGCCUGCGCGGCCAUCGCCGGCGGCAAUAUGACCGAUGUGAUGGACACCUGCUGCAAAGAUGCCAAAGUCACCAAAUACGACAACGACUGCGGCAUGUACUGUCUCGCCCAGGGCCAAGAUAUCGACAAGCUCCAGUCCUGCCUCACCAGCAAGAGCGGCAGAUUCCACGACGUCUUCUGUAAUGCGGCUCUCAACGCGACUGCGACUGCCACCUCCACCGGCUCCAAGUCCACCACCACAGGCACGAGCACCAGCACUGGCACUGCUACCUCGACCUCCACAGACAACGCUGCUAUCGCCAACCAGCCAAUCUCCAAGUCUGGUCUUGGCCUGGUUGCCCUGCUCUUCAGCUCUGCUUUCAUGGCGACACUGGCCUAA